UAUCGGCAGUUGUUCAUACUUUUGGCCACCGGUCAAUUUUCCUUGGUUUGUUCGAGGGAUUAUGCGAAGGUGCUCCAUAAGGAAUAGCCAUGUCUACGAAGAAGUACUUUACGGUCAUCAACAUGCCAUCAUGCGUGACAACGGUACCAAGCAAGGCCGAGGACGACCUCAAAGUCCCGCGAGCCACAGUUGUGCACAUGGAGUCGACGCCCAGCCGACCUCAACACUCGUCCCAGGUACUGGCGACCCUGGCUCUGUCCAUGGGUACACUGUCUUCGGGAUUGGCGAAGGGUUACACGUCCCCAACCCUCGACUCCUUCCUGAACAAUAACUCGCCCGACCUCUACCCGUCGCUCAGCACCUGGAUGGCGUUUACGGUGACGGAGCAGGAGGCCUCGUGGGUAGCGGCGCUGUCGUUGCUCGGCGCCUGGGCCGGUGCCAUCAUAGGCGACUGGACGAUGCGCAAGGGUCGCCGGCUGGCUCUCAGAAUGACCUCCCUGCCCCUGGCCGUGGCGUGGAUCCUCACGGGUCUCGCGCCCAGCGUCAAGCUCAUCUACCUUACCAGUUUCUCCGUCGGGCUCUGCUGCUCCAUCAUCACGAUGGUCGCUCAGGUGUACAUAUCGGAGAUAUCGCUGCCGGGUAUACGGGGCUGUCUGUCGGCGAUGCUGAAAGUUUUGGGCCACGUUGGGGUGUUGCUCGCCUACAUAUCCGGCUCGUGUCUCAAUUGGCGGGAGAGCGCCCUUCUGGUAUCCAUCGCUCCGUCGAUGCUCUUCUUCGGCACCCUCUUCAUUCCCGAGACGCCCUCCUACCUUGUGCUCAACGGCAAGGAUGAGGAGGCUGCCAGUAGUCUACAGUGGCUACGCGGCUCCGAGGUCGACAUCAGGAACGAGCUACAGAUCAUAAAGACGAACGUCCUGAUGUCACGGGCCAAACAGUACGAGCAGUCCUUCAAAAAUAGCAUGCUCACGCCUAGGCUGUACAAGCCGAUCGGCAUAACGUGCGGCCUCAUGUUCUUCCAAAGAUUUUCGGGGGCCAACACCUUCAACUACUACGCUGUGAAUAUCUUCCGCCAGACCCUCGGCGACAUAAACCCCCACAACGCGACGAUAGCCAUUGGGUUCGUCCAACUGUUGGCCUCGCUUCUCUCGGGCUUCCUGAUCGACGUGGUCGGCCGAUUGCCGCUCCUGAUAGCCAGCGCGGUCUUCAUGUCGCUGGCGCUCGCGGGCUUCGGUAGCUACGCCUACUACAACUCGAUGUCACAGCUGCAGAGCAUCCCAGCCUCGACUUACGCCGCUGAGGCGACGGUGACGAUGACGGGCCAGUACGACUGGAUACCACUGAUCUGCGUCCUCGUCUUCACCACGGCCUUCGCCCUGGGCAUCUCGCCCAUAUCUUGGCUUCUCAUCGGUGAGCUCUUCCCACUCGAGUAUCGCGGUCUCGGCUCGAGCAUCAGCACCAGUUUCAGUUACUUCUGCGCCUUCAUCGCCACCAAGCUCUACAUGGACUUUCAGCAGGCGGAAGAGUCUGAGACUAUGGCAAAUGUAAAAUUCAAUCGACUAGAUUUUUAA
Molecule: messenger RNA, 1568 nt
Organism: Copidosoma floridanum
Lineage: Eukaryota; Metazoa; Arthropoda; Insecta; Hymenoptera; Encyrtidae
Product: facilitated trehalose transporter Tret1-2 homolog
Biological process (GO): transmembrane transport
Cellular component (GO): membrane
Molecular function (GO): transmembrane transporter activity
Source: RefSeq, a predicted model, not a curated record